This is a messenger RNA of Lymnaea stagnalis (great pond snail), 892 nucleotides long. The record is from the annotation of a GenBank genome assembly. Lineage: Eukaryota; Metazoa; Mollusca; Gastropoda; Lymnaeidae.
GUGCUGCGUGGUGAGCUGGAUGUUGGUUCAAGGCAUGUCGUGCUGCGUGGUGAGCUGGAUGUUGGUUCAAGGCAUGUCGUGCUGCGUGGUGAGCUGGAUGUGGGAUCAAGGCGUCUCGUGCUGCGUGGCGAGCUGGAUGUGGGUUCAAGGCAUGUCGUGCUGCGUGGCGAGCUGGAUGUGGGUUCAAGGCAUGUCGUGCUGCGUGGUGAGCUGGAUGUGGGAUCAAGGCGUCUCGUGCUGCGUGGCGAGCUGGAUGUGGGAUCAAGGCGUCUCGUGCUGCGUGGCGAGCUGGAUGUGGGUUCAAGGCAUGUCGUGCUGCGUGGCGAGCUGGAUGUGGGUUCAAGGCAUGUCGUGCUGCCUGGUGAGCUGGAUGUGGGUUCCAGGGAUCUGGGCGUGUCUCGAGAGCAUUUUCUACACCUGUCUUUUGAUAAUAUGGGCGUGUCUUGAGAACAACUGGGCGUGUCUCGUCGGAAAAUAGGAGUGUCUUUUAAGAGAUUGGAUGAGUCUUGUGGACCACUGUAUAAGGGAUGCCAACUUUCUAAUAGCUCUCGAGUUCUGCUAAUGAAACCAACCGGUUCCGUUAUUUUAAUUUCUUGGUCGUACUGAUCAAGAUCAUUAUUAACAUGCUCAGAUGAAGCUAAAUUGCCACAUGAAUAAUAACAAUAGUUAUCACUUUGUUCUUGCGUUCCACUCUCUUGGCGACCCGAGUCUCUCGCGUCCCCAGACGUCUUCUGGGUUUCGUUGAUCUCUAUUGAACUCGCGUUGUUUGACCUGUCCUGGAACGCCUCGGACCACAUGGAGCUGACGGGUUGCUCCAAAUCCAAAAGAUCAAAAGAACCCAUAGUGGGGCGGUCAGGUUGAAUGGACAUGCGUCUCUCGUGGGCGAUGGUUA